Messenger RNA from Funneliformis caledonium, 889 nucleotides. NCBI's taxonomy places the organism in Eukaryota, Fungi, Glomeromycota, Glomeromycetes, Glomerales, Glomeraceae. The record is from the annotation of a GenBank genome assembly.
GAUGCAGUCAAUAUAUGACGAAUUAAGCAUUGAAAUAUUCAAAUGUAUACCAAAUCCCAUAAACCUUUUAGUUUCAAGUCGUAAAUGGCAUAAUAUUUCUCAAGACCAUCAUGCCCGGGCUGCUUGGUUAAUUUAUAAAUAUGGUAGAGCGCAUGCAUUAUUUCACGCUGUGAGGAUCGGCAAUAGCUUCAUAACGGUAGAAGUUAUACAAGCUUUGCUUUCAAAAAAUGUUAUCCUUUCAAGAUAUUUUGUUCAACGGAUGCUCAUGCAUUUCGGUAAAUAUGAUGAGAAUCUUAUUGAUCGACUUGAACUCCAAAAAAAAUUAACUUCGCCUUGGGGAAUAAUUCGUAAAGAGUCAAAAUCGGAUAUUGUAAGUUCCUGUCUUAUUCAAGCAAUUAAACCAGAAAGAAAAUUUAAAAAAACUGAUUUAUUAGAAUUUUUAAUUAAAAGAGUUGAUAAUCCUAAAGAAGCUUUAAAAAAUGCAUUAGAUCAUCAUAAAGUUGGAUUCAAGUUCAAUGCCAAAUCUAUUAAAACAACAAAGGAAAUUAGAUCGUUAUCUGUUAACUCCAAUCUUUAUUAUUGGAUUCUGAAAAAUUAUGGUCCGAAUUCUGAAGUAACUCAGAAAUGUUUUGAUGACAUUAUUGAGUCCAGAAUUUGGGUAGAUUUAAAAUUACAAGAAACUCCAGAUAGAGAAGUUCCGGAGGGACUGACUAUCGGCGCCUUUAAUUCUAUUUGCUCAAUUUAUUUAGAAUUUUGUGAAGAGAAGGUUCCAUUCAAAGCGAAUAUUUUGCAAUAUUUACAAUUGAUUAAUAAUUAUGAAAUAAUAAAUCCAUUUUUUACCUAUUGUAUUUGGUAUACAAUUAAUAGAGGAAUUACCUUUGACGAUUAG